Messenger RNA from Puntigrus tetrazona (Sumatra barb), 1418 nucleotides. RefSeq names its product homeobox C8a (gene hoxc8a). The record is from RefSeq and is a predicted model, not a curated record. Gene Ontology annotation, cellular component: nucleus. Gene Ontology annotation, molecular function: RNA polymerase II transcription regulatory region sequence-specific DNA binding; DNA-binding transcription factor activity, RNA polymerase II-specific. The transcript has 2 exons. Gene Ontology annotation, biological process: regulation of transcription by RNA polymerase II. The coding region runs from base 311 to 1063 and encodes 250 amino acids. Lineage: Eukaryota; Metazoa; Chordata; Actinopteri; Cypriniformes; Cyprinidae.
UACGAGCUUGUGACUGAGCCGUCGGAGCUAGCCAGCUUUAACCUUAACACACAUCCACCGCGCGCGCCAUGAUUUGAGGCUGCAAAAGGAAAAGGCUGGCGAUAGGAAGAGAGAGAGAGAGACUAAGCGAGUGGAGCUGAAGUGGGAGCUGCCUCAGAUUGUCCGAAGGGGCAGCAUUUCUCCAUCUAGUUCCGGUUGCUCUGUCUGCGUUGCAUGCCAUUUGGAACUGCAACAAUAGGUUGCCACCAUCUGAGAGGGGAAUUUAUUUUUGUUUUUCAAGCAGACUGACUCUUUUUAAUGCUAGAUAAACAUGAGCUCCUAUUUUGUUAACCCUCUUUUUUCCAAGUACAAAGGCGGCGAAACGUUAGAGCCAACUUACUACGACUGCAGGUUUCCACAGAGCGUUGCCCGAAGCCACACGCUUGUGUACGGACAUGGAGCAGCUGCGCCGGGCUUUCAACACCCGUCGCAUCACGUACAGGACUUUUUCCAUCACGGGACCACAGGUAUCACCAACCCCGGCUAUCAACAGAACCCUUGUGCGUUGGCAUGUCACGGAGACGCUACGAAAUUUUACGGAUACGAAGCUCUUCCGAGGCAACCGCUGUACGGUACCCAACAAGAGGCCAGCUUAGCGCAAUACCCAGACUGUAAAUCGUCCAAUAGCACUAACCCCGGAGAAGGACAAGGCCACUUAAGUCAGAACUCCUCUCCGAGCCUCAUGUUCCCAUGGAUGCGGCCUCACGCUCCAGGGAGACGCAACGGAAGGCAGACGUACAGCCGUUACCAGACUCUCGAGCUGGAGAAAGAGUUCCUCUUCAACCCGUACCUCACGCGCAAGCGCCGUAUUGAAGUGUCCCACGCGCUGAGCUUAACCGAACGGCAGGUGAAGAUCUGGUUUCAGAAUCGCCGAAUGAAGUGGAAAAAGGAAAAUAACAAAGACAAAUUUCCGGGCCAGAGAGGAGAGGCUGAGGCGGAGGCCGAAGAAGAGGGCAACGAGGACGGCGAGGUGGAGGAAGGAGAAGACAAGGAAACGGAAGAGAAAGAGGAAAGCAAGGAGUGAUUUUAUGGUCUUUUUUUAUGGUUAUAUGGCAGAUAUCGAAGAGGUCUCGCGAAUGGGCAAUGAAAGAGAAGACGCGCCAAUUUUAUUACAAACAGUUGGGUCAAAAAGUGAGAAAAUCCCCCUCUAUACAAAAGCACCCUAAAACCUGCCCAAAGAAAAAAAAAACGUUUUUUUUUUUUUUACCAACACACGAGGACUUUUACCAUUAGCGAAAAGUGGAUCUGUGCGUUUGACAAAUUACUCAAAGAGACAGACUAACAGCAACACAGUGACCCAUCGUUUUACUUAGGGAAAUGUAAGCAGCAUGAGAAGCAUAUAACGGAAAUAAACAUUAAUUUCAUACUUUAUGAAGAUG